AUGGCAAAAUUGAGGCUCUCAAUACAAGAAAGCGCCUUGAACACCAAGAAGAAUAUGCAAAUACAUGACCCGUCCACUCCGUCGGCUGUAGAUGAAGCGGAGACGAGCUACGACUACGACCUGGUGGUGAUCGGUGGUGGAUCUGGAGGCCUGGCCUGCUCCAAGGAAGCGGCCUCGUUCGGCCAGAAGGUCUGCGUCCUGGACUACGUCAAACCGUCGCCGCAGGGCACGUCCUGGGGCCUCGGCGGCACGUGUGUGAACGUCGGGUGCAUUCCGAAGAAGCUGAUGCACCAGAGCUCCUUGAUCGGCGAGCUCAUGCACCACGACAGUGCGAACUUUGGAUGGAACAUUGCGUCUGCUGACGGCAGCGCGUCGACUUUCAGCUGGAAGCAGCUCGUGGCCAAUGUGGACGGUUACAUCAGGGGCAUCAACUUCAAGUACAAGGUGGAGCUACGCAGCAAGUACGUCAAGUACGAGAACUUCCUCGGGUCGUUCGUGGACGCGCACACGCUCGAGUUGUGGCACCCUCGGAAGGGCACGAAGCAGAUCACGACGCGCGAUGUCGUCAUCGCGGUUGGCGGCCGGCCGAAGGAGCUGACCUGCCCGGGUGGGGAGCACGCGAUUUCGAGUGACGACAUUUUCUGGAUGAAGAAGAAGGAGCCGGGCAAGACGCUCGUUGUGGGCGCCUCGUACGUCGCACUCGAGUGCGCUGGCUUCCUGAAGGGCAUGGGCUACGAUGUCAAGGUGAUGGUGCGCUCUAUCUUGCUGCGCGGCUUCGACCAGGACAUGGCGAACAAGAUCGGCGAGUACAUGGAAGUGCAGUCGGGCAUCGAGUUUAUCCGCAAGACCGUCCCGCAGUCGAUCACGAAGCUGGAGAACGGCCAGCUGCUGGUCAAGUGGACUACCGAGGACGGCGAGAGCUGUGAGGAAGCCUUCGAUACGGUGCUGAAUGCCACGGGUCGCGACCCGGACGUUGCCAAGCUCGGCCUCGACAAGGCUCGCGUGAAGCUGAACGAGAAGACGGGCCGCAUCUGGGUCAAGAACGAGCAAACCUCGACGCCGAACAUUUACGCGAUCGGCGAUGUCAUCGAUGCGCCGGAGCUGACGCCUGUGGCCAUCCAGGCCGGCCGCUUGCUUUCGCGCCGUCUGUACAACAACUCGACGGCGCAGAUGGACUACGACAAGAUCUGCACGGCCGUGUUCACCCCAAUCGAGUAUGGGUGCUGCGGACUGUCCGAGGAGGACAGCAAGGAGCGCUACGGCGAGGACAACAUCGAGGUGUACCACAAGAACUUCGUGCCGCUCGAGUGGUCGCUCUCGGAGGAAACGCGCACGGCGGCUGAGUCGUGCUACCUGAAGGUGAUUUGCGACAAGACUCGCGAUAAGUUUGUGGUGGGCUUCCACUACCUGGGACCGAAUGCAGGUGAGGUGACGCAGGCCAUGGGCUUGGCCAUGAAGCUGGGCUUCACGUACGACCAAAUGGUCGACACGGUGGGCAUCCACCCGACGACUGCCGAGACGUUCACGACGUUGGAGAUCACCAAGAGCAGUGGUGGCACCACCACUGGCGGGGGUUGCUGA
Messenger RNA from Phytophthora sojae, 1581 nucleotides. RefSeq lists its product as hypothetical. Gene Ontology annotation, biological process: cellular response to oxidative stress; glutathione metabolic process; cell redox homeostasis. Gene Ontology annotation, molecular function: glutathione-disulfide reductase (NADPH) activity; thioredoxin-disulfide reductase (NADPH) activity; flavin adenine dinucleotide binding. Bases 1 to 1581 code for a protein of 526 amino acids. The transcript has 3 exons. NCBI's taxonomy places the organism in Eukaryota, Oomycota, Peronosporomycetes, Peronosporales, Peronosporaceae. Gene Ontology annotation, cellular component: cytosol; mitochondrion. The record is from RefSeq and is a predicted model, not a curated record.